AGGAGGUGGUGCGGGAGUGGGAGACGCUAAACGUCCGGUCUGUGAGGUAUGGUGUGAUCCAGGAGAAGGCCAGGUCCGUGAUGCCAAGAGAUGAGAGUUGUGUGCACGUUUGUGGAGUGACACUCUUUAGAUAUGGUGUGAUGGAUAUAAGGAGUGACCAUCACUGGAUAUGGUGAGAUGGAUAUGUGCAGUGACCAUCACUGGAUUUGGUGUGAUGGAUAUAAGGAGUGACCAUCACUGGAUAUGGUGUGAUGGAUAUGUGCAGUGACCGUCACUGGAUAUGGUGUGAUGGAUAUGUGCAGUGACCGUCACUGGAUAUGGUGUGAUGGAUAUAAGGAGUGACCAUCACUGGAUAUGGUGUGAUGGAUAUAAGGAGUGACCAUCACUGGAUAUGGUGUGAUGGAUAUAAGGAGUGACCAUCACUGGAUAUGGUGUGAUGGAUAUAAGGAGUGACCAUCACUGGAUAUGGUGAGAUGGAUAUGUGCAGUGACCAUCACUGGAUUUGGUGUGAUGGAUAUAAGGAGUGACCAUCACUGGAUAUGGUGUGAUGGAUAUAAGGAGUGACCAUCACUGGAUAUGGUGUGAUGGAUAUAAGGAGUGACCGUCACUGGAUAUGGUGUGAUGGAUAUGUGCAGUGACCGUCACUGGAUAUGGUGUGAUGGAUAUAAGGAGUGACCGUCACUGGAUAUGGUGUGAUGGAUAUGUGGAGUGACCGUCACUGGAUAUGGUGUGAUGGAUAUGUGCAGUGACCGUCACUGGAUAUGGUGUGAUGGAUAUGUGCAGUGACCGUCACUGGAUAUGGUGUGAUGGAUAUGUGCAGUGACCGUCACUGGAUAUGGUGUGAUGGAUAUGUGCAGUGACCGUCACUGGAUAUGGUGAGAUGGAUAUAAGGAGUGACCAUCACUGGAUAUGUGCAGUGAUGAUCGUUGGAGAUGCUGCAGCCGCCCUCUCCUCUGAACAGGUGUCUCUGUCCCUCUGUUCAGGCGAUGCCACCAUACGCUGUGACCAGAUGUCUCUGCUCCUUCAGUGGGUGUCUGACUUCCAGGCUGAGAACACUCAGGACGGGGAACUUGUUGCCUUUGAUGUUCUCUGUGGAGAUCUGAACUUUGACAACUGCUCGUCAGAUGACUGUCUGGAGCAGAAGCACGGCUUAUUUUCCAUUUAUAGAGAUCCGUGCAGAGACCGCGCAGGACGAGAUCGUCCUGGGACCAUAGGGACCCUACUCCGACAGGAGUUUCUGUACCAUGAAGCUGUGAACUCUCCAGCCAGGCUGAAGAGCACCCUCCAGUCAGACAGCGAGCGCCGGCUUUAUGUUGCGGCACCAUUACCUCAGGAUGAUGAUGAUGAUGAUGGUGAUGGACAAUGGACGGGACGACGCAUCGAUUAUAUUCUGCAUCGGGAGGCGGACACUCUGCUACCGGUUGUUGUAGAGAAGUUCCAGUUCAUCACACGAUUGGCCGGCCUGUCGGAUCACGUCCCUGUGGCCCUGCACCUGUCCUCCUCACUCCCAGAGAUCACCGCCCUGUGACCGGCUCCAGUGGGCACCCCUGGACCCACGUACUUCACUGACUCGGAGGCACAGACCUCAGUGAUGCCUGUGGUGAUCUCUGGAUACACGGACCUCACUGAAGCCUGGUGGGGACCUCUGGACACAUAGACCUUGCUGACAUCCAGUGGGGGCCUCUGGAGGCACAGACCUCCCUGAUGCCUGUGGUGAUCUCUGGAGGCACAGACCUCCCUGAAGCCCGGUGGGGACCUCUGGACACAUAGACCUUGCUGACAUCCAGUGGGGGCCUCUGGAGGCACAGACCUCCCUGAUGCCUGUGGUGAUCUCUGGAGGCACAGACCUCCCUGAAGCCCGGUGGGGACCUCUUGACGCAUAGACCUUGCUGACAUCCAGUGGGGACCUAUGGAGGAACAGACCUCACUGAUGCCUGUGGUGAUCUCUGGAUACACGGACCUCACUGAAGCCCAGUAUGGACCUCUGGAGGCACAGACCCUGCUGACAUCUGGUGGAGACCUCUAGAGGCACAGACUUCACUGAUGCCCCGGUGUGGACCUCUGAAGGCACAUAACACCUGGUUCUCUGGGUUGGACUCCUGGAACUAUGUUGUCAAUGAAAUAUAUGUAUUUGAUAUGAGGUUUAUUGCUCAGCUUCCUGUUGCAGGGACAUAGGGGCCACAGGGCUGUCAGUGUGAUCCUCCUAGCCCCAGGACACACCCUUGAGGUCUCUGCCCCUGGACCCCCAGUGGAGCCUUUAGUCUAUCCUUCUGUCCUGUCCAGUUUCUCCUAGGCAGAUACUGUAUAAUGGCUGACUUUACAUGGCCAGUGUGGAGGAGAGGGAGGCACCCAACUUUCCCGAGGCUCUGAAAAACCUAUAAAUUGUUACUAGCAUCUACAGUCAUAGCAUCCCUUUGUACUAUCCUCUCUGUGUCAGUCUACAUUGUUCUGGUAUUCUGUUCAUAAACGUGAAGCUGUAGCGACGAGCCAGUCCUGUCCUGUCCUGAGCGGGAAGCUUCAUUCCAUAAACAAAAUUCUUUGUAUAAUGACAA
Messenger RNA from Bufo gargarizans (Asiatic toad), 2552 nucleotides. RefSeq names its product sphingomyelin phosphodiesterase 5-like. NCBI's taxonomy places the organism in Eukaryota, Metazoa, Chordata, Amphibia, Anura, Bufonidae. Gene Ontology annotation, molecular function: sphingomyelin phosphodiesterase activity. The record is from RefSeq and is a predicted model, not a curated record. Bases 881 to 1528 code for a protein of 215 amino acids. Gene Ontology annotation, biological process: sphingomyelin metabolic process. The transcript is spliced from 5 exons. Gene Ontology annotation, cellular component: cytoplasm.